UGGGCUCAAGCAAUCCUCCCAUCUUGGCCUUCCAAGGUGCCAGAAUCAUAGGUGUGAGCCACCAUUAAGGCGAUUCUUAAAAAUGAUACAUAAAGCACAGAGAGCACAUAAAACAUGACAGUUAAAGAAGAAAACCAAAAGUGGGAAUAUAAGGUGGACCCAGGAAUUGUCCUAAGAAAUGUACCCCAAAUGACUAUGGACCUGAUCCACAGCUUUCUCACAGCUUUUAAAAAAAGAAAACCUUAAUUACACAAAUCACAAAAACAAGCUGUUUGCUGAAAGGGAACCAUGACUGUUCUUGGUAUUAAGCCGAGGGGCUGGCAUAAAGAGAUUGCCAUGGGGCAAUGGCUACUGGCACAGAUAGGGCCCCUCCAAGAAGCACAUGGUUAAUCCAGCCUUUUUGUUAAAGGAUAUUUUUCUUAGAAAAAGGUAAAAUCAUGCUCUCAUCAAGGUAUACAAUGAGUGUGUUAAAAACCUUAUUUCGCUCAUUAUUAAUGAUGGAACCAGGCAAAUGUUACCAUUGGUUCAAAGGAGAAGUCAAAAGAAUACAAAUUUACUUGGACUUUAAUUAACAAAUAGAUGAGAAACUGACUUCUUCCACUGAGUAGGAGGUAGAGAAAAAAGUCCAGAGAACUCCCACCAGAAAGAACUUAUUUGUAUAUCUCUGGUCAAGAAUCAAGAAUUAUAUUGGAUUGCUAUAUUGCUGUCUAUAUAAUUUAGAAAGUUGCAGAGUCUCUCAAAAGCAAUAAAAGGCUGGAGUCAGAUAAUCAGCGAGCGUGCUCUAAACAGUGCAAGUUUUCCACUGGAGACACCUAGUGAUCUUUUUUUGCUUAUUCCAAAUUUCUUUACAUUUUAAAAAUACUGGUCUUAGUAGGCUCGCGGAGUUUAUAAUCAGCUCAAAGCCUAAGCCUGUUUAAGAUACGCUGCUGGUAAGUGCUGGCUCCCUGACGCCUAACAAAAGAUUUUGAUGCCGCCAACCUCCUACAUUUUAUGUGGCUUCUCAUUGCCUCAGAGGUCAAAUCCAAAAUCUGUCUUAGCAUUUGUUCCUGCAUUUGUUUACUCUUCCUUUAUCUAGCAACUGUUUAUUUUUGCCACAGUGCAAAUAAGCCAGUCCUCACCCCCUUGGAGGACUGCUAUAGUAGAUGGAUAGAGGUUAUGAUGACUCUGUGUGUGUGUGUGUACGUGUGUGUGUGUGCACGCACGUGUGUGCGUGUGUGUGUGCAUUUUCAGGAAGGAUGUUGGGAAUGUAAUAGUUAUGAAAAAGGAACAAGGAGUGUAUAGAAAUAUAUUAGAAGAAGGAGGUCCAGAAAGAAUAGUCCAGGAGGAGGGAAGUCCAUGGGGGCCAAGAAACCUCAUGAUCCACUGGAGAAACCACAGGUGCUUCCUGAUAGCUGGGGUGAAGCAGAGUUGGAAGGAGGGUUGGAAAGAGCGAGGGAGGAACUUAGAAUUCCCUUGGAGUGAAUUCAUAUAUGCCCUGCCAGGGAGUUUGCAGGUCAUUCUCAACACAACGAGAAGCUAUGAACAUUUCCAGAUUUGGCUUUUGGAAAGAUGUCUGUGGAAGCAAGGGAUGGAGGGAUGGACAGAGUGGAUGAGGGUAUUCCCAGCCUGUUUUCCAAUCCAUUUUUCUAACCUUAUUUGCCAUCAUGUCUUAAAAACAAAUACAAAAACAAAAAACAAAAACUUCAGUCCAGGCUAAGUGGCCCAAUGGCUGUCUCAUUGAGUAGGCUUUGUUCAUGUUCCUAAAUAGGAGCAUCUUUUGUUCCUGAUUUCUUCACUUCCACCUACUCUUGGGGCAGGCUCAGGGGCCGUGGCUCACGCCUGUAAUCCCAGCAGUUUGGGAGGCCGAGGCGGGUGGAUCACUUGAGGUCAGGGGUUUGAGACCAGCCUGGCCAACAUGAUGAAACCCCAUCUCUACUACAAAUACAAAAAAACUAGCUGGACGUGGUGGUGUGCACCUGUAACCCCAGCUACUUGGGAGGCUGAGGCAGGAGACUCGCUUGAACCCGGGAGGUGGAGGUUGCAGUGAGCAGAGAUCGUGCCACUGCACUCCAGCCUGGGCAACAAGAGUGAAACUCUGUCUCAAAAAAAAAAAAAAAAAAAAAAAAAGAAGAAGAAGAAGAAGCUUCAGUUGUCCCGAGCACAACUUCUGGGUGCCAAUUUUUCACGUUUCUCAUUUUCGAGUCAAGUGUAUAAUAUCUCUUGACUGUGUCUGGAAUUUCUCUCAACAUAAACGGUAAGUCCCUGGAGGGCAAGAAUCAUCCCGAUCAACAACACACACUGGCCAUAUCACUGACUCCUUCAUCAUUAUGACAAAUAUUAAAGUUGAAUUCGAGUUUCCUUUCCUCUUGCUGCUACCUAGGAGGCAUUUGCCAUCACUUGAGGGAUGCUUGGGAAUGCAAACUAACUUUAAUAAUAAUUAAGGCAAAAUAAUAAGUAAUAAUUAACACAAAUCUGCUAAUUAGUGCAAUUUUUCUCAUUGUUAUUAACUGUAACCAUUUAUUAGUCUGAACAGAUGUUGAUUACUGGCCACCAGAGGUAAAGCAUCCCAAGUUCAAUGGGGGGAGAUGGGCUCAGAGUUUGCUGUGAUCCACAGGUAAAAUAAGGAACUCUGAUCUUAUCACAUUUGUUGUGUGUUUUUGCUUAGCAUUUAAGUUCAAGACUUUUAUGGGUAUAGCCACUUAAUGUCAUUGCGUCACUUAAUGUAAUGGGUGUGAUGAUACAUGUAUGUGUCAUCUUUGGACAUCUUUGGACAUCAGGAUACUGGGACCAUCACCCUUUUGAAUCCUGGCCCCACCUGUUUAUUAUUCCAAGUUGCCCUUGAUUCACCCCUGAGUUUCUUGACAUAUUUGCAUCAUGACCUCCAGUCAUUAGCUUUAAGCCUUGCUAGUUGAUUCAUUUUCUUUCAUUCAUUUAUUUGUUCAUUCAACAAAUAUUUUCAAGUGCUUGCGAUGCCUGGUGUUUUGCUGUUUUUCUUGUAUUUUUUUAAAGAUAGUCUUUAAAACUCACAGUCUAAACAAAUACGAGACAAAACAUGGAAGGCAAUAAGCUGCAAUUAAAGAUUUUGUUUUUGGAAAUGGUCAUUAGGCUUAAAAAUAGUCACAGGGUCAGUUUUUCACGAAGCCAAUGCAGGGUAAAAGGCUAAUCUCACUUGUAAUUCUUAGCAGCUCUCUCACUGAUGGUUUAGUUACUUAAUCUCCUUGGUGUUUACUGUGUCGUUCCUUACGGGUGAAGAAUGGGAGAUGAACGGGAAUGCUUUGUCUAAAGCACAGAAGAGUUGCUGGAAAUUUUAAGACUCACCAGUCAGGCAACAUCAUCUAUCAAAAAGUUCUCAUAGAAUGUAACAAAUAAUCAUGGAACCUACUCAAAUAAUGCAGAACCUUUGUCCAUAGCUUCAGGCCUCCAAUGCUUUCCUUCUCUCUUUGGAUGUGAAAUGCACAAGGCAGGUUGGACUCUGUAUACUGAUCUGUUGCAAAGGUAUCGGGCUUUUAGAAUAAAUGGUUGACCAUGACAAUGAAAAGAUGAGAAUGUAGGGAGGUUGGGCUUACUUUUCUCCUGCUGAAAGUUGAUUCCGGGUAGCAUCUGAACUUCACAAGCUGAGAAUUCCAAUAAAUCCACAAAAAGAAUUCCCCUAGGGAAGGGGGUGUGGACUUUAAUUGAUGAUGUCCAAUUAGAGUUUCCAUUGACAUUGCCAUGUCUCUUGUUUUCUUGAGACAUCUCUUGGUCACCCUCAAGCAUAUGUACAAGCCAGUUAGGAAGAAGUAAGUACUGAUGACAAGAAGGAGUGUGAGAUGAGAAACAGUAGCCUUUUCUUUGUCUGUAGCAUCUCAAGUUUUAUAGUCUCUGGGAUCUUCUCUCUGAUUAGAAAGUGCUUCUUUUCCACCUGGCAAGGUGGCACACACCUGUAAUCCCAACACUUUGAGAGGCUGUGCUGGGUGGAUUGCUUGGGCCCAGAAGUUUAAGACCAGCCUGGGAAACAUGGCAAAACCCUGUCUCUACAAAAUAAAAUAAAAUAAUGCAAAAAAAGAGAGAGCAACUGCUUCAUUGCUUUUCUAAAACGUUGUUGAGCUAUUUAAAGCCUAUGAUAACGGGGGUUUAUUUGCACUUACUUCCCUUCAUUUUAGUUGAAUUCAAGCUUAUGUCUUCAGAUUUUUAUUGACUUAGUUACCUUAUACUGUUUUUAGUGGAUUGCCGUGAAGUAGGGUUCUGUUGGUUGAGCACAAGGGAAGCAGAGAGCUGGAUGGAGCCAUUAUCUCAGACUUAAGUCAAGCGCUGAUUGAAAUUUCUCUUGUCCCAAACUCCUAGUGGUCCUGCACUCAGGAGAUAGGGAAGGUCGCUGACGAUACUGAGUCUUUUCCACAGUGCUUGCUUCUUUUUAGCAGCCUCAGAUGGAUCCCUGCCCCUAAACUGGGGCUGUUUCUCUCCUUCUCAACCUAAUUGUGUGCCAUGAGGAAAUAAAGAAAGAAAGAGAGAAAGAGAGAAAGAAAGAAAGAAAGAAAGAAAGAAAGAAAGAAAGAAAGAAAGAAAGAAAAGGAAGGAAGGAAGGAAGGAAGGAGAGGAAGGAAGGAAAAGAGAGAAAGAGAGAGAGGAAGGAAGGAAGGAAAGGAAGGGAGGGAGGGAGAGAGAGAGAAAGAAAGAAAAAGAAAGAAGAAAAGAAAGAAGGAAAGAGAGAAGGAGAAAGAAGAAAGAAAAAGAAAGGAAAAGAAGAAAGAAAAGGAAAGAAAAGAAGAAAAGAAAAGAAAAGAAAGAGCUUGUGUUAAAAGCUGCCUAAUUUCCCAUUCCUCCUUGGCUGAUCAUCUAAUUCAUUCAGUGAUGUCAACCCCAGAAGGAGACUCAGUUUUUCUUUGUCUCCAACAUCCUACAGGGGCACUAAGAAGGAGGGCACCAAAAAUGGAAUGCUUCAUAGCACAAGGGAAAAAUUACAAGAAAUCCAAACUCUUUUAAAUAUUUGUUGUUACUUGAACCUUUAAAUUUAAAAAACGAUUUUAUGUCUCUUCUUCCUUAACAGCAUUUCUCUCAUCCAGAGCCAAAUGCCAACGGAGACAUAAAGAGGGGGCACAAGUGGGAUUCAUCCCACCUUACCCUUAGGUAGGAAUUUGCUGCUUUCAGAGUGUAUUCAUCUACAAACUACACUGGAUUCUUGGAAGAAUUUUUUUGUAAAAGUGGCAGGACAAAUGUUAUCCUUUUACAGAUGAGGAAAGAUGGCACAGAGACGUUGUGCACUUGCCUGAGGCCACACAGCCUGACCUUGAACUCCACUUUUCUUUUGAUUCACCAGGCUGAGUGCCUCAUUUUAAGGUACAUUUGACAUUGAGCAUCAUCUGAUGACACCUCCUGGGGGUGGUCUGUACCAAUGCCCUUGGGGUGCGUUUUGUACGUAUUCAAACACCAAAUAUUUAUAGAGGUUCUACUUAAUGUCUGCCAGCUUGUGCCACCCUACUGCUGGCUGUAGGAGGAAGUGGUAUGUGGGGAGGGGUGGGAGAAAGGGUGGUUAUAAUAACUUUAGAGCUGAGGAACACCCUUUUAAACCAAUCCAUUAAUUUUUACACGCGGAGAACUGAGCACAAGCUUUUGAGUGUCUUGUCCAAGUACCUGUUGUCUGUGGCAGGGCAGGAACUGGAACCUAGAGUUUCAUAUGCCCAGUGCCCACUCUGCUUUCAUUCUGAGCAUUGGGCAGCCCCUCCCCUUGUCCUGUUUCUCUCCUGGUUUCCCGGUGUGUGUGUGUGUGUGUGUGUGUGUGUGUGUGUUGCUUGCGGGUGGAGGUUUAGUGAUUUUCAUCAACUCUGUGUUGACUGGUGUUGCAGAGUGUUUUGCAAGCUCUCUGGGUGAAGGCCAGUUUACAAACAUUUACACUGUGCUACCAAGGGUACAAGGGAAGGCUGCUUUUCUUGGGAAUGAAGCUGGGAGCAGGGAGGGGACUACAGAGGCAUGCGAAAAAGAAAAGAGAAUUGCAAGCUGCUUGCUGGAGGAAUGGCCCUUUGUUGCCAGGGAAGUAACCCACAUAGGGCUGGAGCCCCACCGACCCAGAAAAAAGAACGGUGUUAGAGACCGGGAAGCUAGGACUCAUCAGAGACAAAACGUUGGCCCAGCGUGUGCAGAGAAGAAUCUGUCCAAGCAGGAAAGAGCAGAACUACUUCAACUGCAGCUGGAUUUUGGGACCUGAUGCCCAGAACCCUGGACGGGCAGAUCACCAUGGAGAAGACGCCCAGUUACUUCGUCACGCGGGAGGCCCCUGCGCGCAUCUCGGCCAUGUCCAAGGACACCAAGCUCAUCGUGGUGGUGCGGGACCCGGUGACCAGGGCCAUCUCGGACUACACGCAGACGCUGUCCAAGCGGCCCGACAUCCCCACCUUCGAGAGCUUGACGUUCAAAAACAGGACAGCGGGCCUCAUCGACACGUCGUGGAGCGCCAUCCAGAUCGGCAUCUACGCCAAGCACCUGGAGCACUGGCUGCGCCACUUCCCCAUCCGCCAGAUGCUCUUCGUGAGCGGCGAGCGGCUCAUCAGCGACCCGGCCGGGGAGCUGGGCCGCGUGCAAGACUUCCUGGGCCUCAAGAGGAUCAUCACGGACAAGCACUUCUACUUCAACAAGACCAAGGGCUUCCCCUGCCUGAAGAAGGCGGAGGGCAGCAGCCGGCCCCAUUGCCUGGGCAAGACCAAGGGCAGGACCCAUCCUGAGAUCGACCGCGAGGUGGUGCGCAGGCUGCGCGAGUUCUACCGGCCUUUCAACCUCAAGUUCUACCAGAUGACCGGGCACGACUUUGGCUGGGAUUGAGCAGACCCGGGCUAUGUACCUUACCCACGUGGCUUAUCUAUUGACAGAGAUUAUAUGUAUGUAAAAUGUACAGAAAUCUAUUUUAUAAUAAUUUAUUUUUAAUUCAUAAGCAAUUAAUUCACUAAGCUGCCUAGCCACACUCUUUAGAGAGUUAGCUUCAUAAUCUGUUAACAUUCCAAAGUGUUUAACUCUAGUAUUUCGUUCUCUUCUUCACAAUUGAUGGUGCUUCUAUUUUUUCUUCUCCCCUACCUGUUAUAUUUAAAACAAAGAAAAGCACAACUUGAGAUUUUUGUUGUUACGGGUAUUCAGCCUUCAGUCACCGUCUGAGUUCUCCAGUUGCUGCCUCCUUGUCUUGUCUUGGGUCUCCCAUUCCAGCUUCCCUGUCUCUUCCUGCCUGUGUACCUCGUAGGAACGCUGAGCUGCCUCAACAGGGCUGUAUUCUGAAGGGCAGGCCUCAUGCAGCAGCCUCCUUGCAGAUGUGGUGUCCCGUCCAAUGAUGUAGCCUGAAAGCCACAGCCCUAGGGUUCUGUCCCUCCCUCCAUUCAGCACAUGGGGAAAUUUCUCACUCCCUUUACAGGGACAUCCACAUCCUUUUUUUUUCUUUUUUUUUUUUUUUUUUUUUUGAGAUGGAGUCUUGCUCUUGUUGCCCAGGCUGGGGCGUAAUGGUGUGAUAUAUGCUUACCACAACCUCUGGCUCCCGGUUCAAGCGAUUCUCCUGUCUCAGCCUCCCAAGUAUCUGGGAUUACAGGCAUGCACCACCAUGCCUGGCUAAUUUUGUAUUUUUAGUAGAGACGGGGUUUCUUCAUGUUGGUCAGGCUGGUAUCAAACUCCCGACCUCAGGUGAUCCGCCUGCCUUGGCCUCCAAAGUGUUGGGAUUAUAGGCGUGAGCCACUGCGCCCGCUAUCCACAUCCUUCUAGAGUCAGAAUGGUAGGGUCUGUUGACUUCAGCUUUUGAUUUUGCAGGAUGGCCCUGUGUCCUCCUCUGCCCCAUUCCCUGGUUCAUUAACCAGUUUGAAGUGUAUGUAGAUUGUUGCCCCGUCUUUCCCAGGUCACAUGUGUGAGAUGCCUGGGUGCUGCUUCAGAAAUCAAGAUGAUCUCCUUUAAUUUGCAUGAAACUACACCAUGCUGCGUUCCCCAGGCAGACAGUUCUGCUUUGACACACCAAAGAAUCCCGUAGGCUAGCAGAGCCACCAGCACAAACCAAGGGCGCUGGGUGUCGAGACUCAGAGGGGUCAGCUGUGUCCCUCGGCAUCAGCGUCUACCAAGGUGCUGCUAGGUACAGAGCCAGCCAGUGUUGGGCAGCAGGCUCACAGCCUCAAUAGGGAGAAAAGACAAAGGCCUCAAAAUGACAGGCAGCCUGACAGAGGAAGGAGUCUGACACCUCAGCUUGAUGCGUCUUUGGAAUUCCUAGCUCAUCUCAGAAUUAUAUCUUAGAGUGAUAAUAUGGGUGGUAGCCAGUGGCCAAACAGCAAGAACUAAGAGUGGCCCUUGCAAAAAAAGGUUGGGAAAGCUGGGCCCAUAUUGCCUGUAAACCCUUGAGCCUGAUGCUCAUACAGCUGUCCCUUGUUUUAGCCAGGUCUUGACAGAAGGGUUACCAGCACUGUCACUGCUCUACAGAAUGCUCUCCCCGUGCCUCUCUGUUGAUUUAUAACAGUUGGGUAACCAGAUAGCAAUAUAGUGGCAAUUGAGUAGCCAUAUAGUAAUACAGGGGCAGUUGGUUAAACAUAUAGCAAUAUCACAUAAUGAUAUGUUUAAUUUAACCUCAGUUUUUUAAACCAGAAUGCUUCUACCAUAAAAGAAUUGUGAUUUCAGUUAUACUUCCAUCAAGGAAUAUGUGGGAAGAUAUACAUAUUGUCAAAAUGGUUGGGAUGGGAUAGUUACAAAGGACACUUUUGUAUGUUGUAUGGGAUCACUUGCCUGAUAGUAUAAGGAACAUUGUAUGAAAAGAUGAAAAGAUACUUCAUUUUUAGAAACUGAUCAGAGAUGUCACUGGUCUUUAAGUGAUGUCUUGAAAAUCCAGUAUGUAUUUGCCCAAAAGUUUUAGCCUACAUCUAGCUAGCUUACACUUAGCAGCCAAACCAUCAUUGUGUAGGUUCUGUUUUGGAGGAAGCUCAUGGGGGAUCUGUGUAUUUCUUAGGUUUCUCCCUGUUCUCCAAUGUUUUAUCCAUUUCGUAGCUUUUUUACUGUCUCCAGAAAGUAGUGUGGGACCUGCACUUAGGGGAAUACCAGAAUCAUAGCGUGGUUCUGCCUUCUUGAUGAGUGAUUGUGAAAAACACCUGCAUAAGGGUGCUAAUUGGUUGUGUAUUUUUUCAUUUAUUUGAAAUCAAACUGAGAACACCUCUUUUCGGUUUACAGCAUAACAUGGCUUGAAGUAAAAGGCAGUAUCCAAGUCCUUCACCUGGUCUUGCCCUGUCUACUUUCUGAUCAUUCUGAUGGUCUGAUGUGGCUGUUGAUGUGGAACUGCAGAAGAGUUCAGAGAAGAGUAUGCAACAAAGCCAUAGGAAAACACACAGGAGCUUUUCCCUCCCCUUCAGGUCCCCGCCCUCUUUCCAAGCUGGACAAUUUUUUAUUAAGUUGUUUAUUCCCUGCCUUAAAACUGAAACAGGAAAUUUUCUGGUAGAAGGAGGGUCAUUUAGUCACGAACACUGAAGUGGGUCAAAAUUCUAUUCUGGGUCAAAUCCUUGAAUUCAAACAGAUGUCCAUAAUCAGUACUGAUGGAAUAGAGCAAGUUUUUCUAUGUAAGACAAAUAAAUCAAACAUCAUGUGCAUCUCCUCAUAAGGGUCUGCAAGGGUCUGAUGGUUUAAAGUUCCUAACAGAUCUGGUUGCAGCAUCUGCCGGAGCUUGCACCCCAUCAUCGGACGGUCAUCUUCCUGCUGCAGAAGUUAGGUAACAUAAGACUUAGAUUUCUUCCUGUUCUAGCAAUCUGCAAGACCACCAGGCUUAACUUUUUAGCUGCCAGAAGACAAACCCCCUUUUCUGUUUCGGCAAUUUGUCCUGGCACGUGUUUUGGACUUCCUCCGAUUUACACGAAAAGCUCUGAUAUUCAUUGGAGUACUUUAUUUUUUUUCCUCAGUUUUGUUUCUUUUCUCAUGUAAAAACAAACAAAAAGGUCAACAAAAAAAAAUUGAGGUUUUUCUUGUUUCUAUCUAGUUCAUGCUUUCUUUGCGGUGUUUGAACAGUAGUCUGUUAACUUAGUAGGUGGUACCUGGAAAGGUAUUUUAAGUAUAGUGACUGUUUAAUAAAUACUUAAUUGGAUGAUGGAGGAGGAGAAAUUGUUUUCUUCCCAGGAUUCUCUUUGGGGGUCAUUUUGUGUGACAGAUAUAUUUUAGACAUUUGGAGAAACAGUUUCAGAUCCUGCCAGGAUAUUUUUGUAAAAAAGGAAAAUGGAAGAUUCCAAUAAACUAGAAACAGUACGUAUCUAAGAUGCUGACACAGAAGCUAAUGUGACUUUUCAGCUUAUCAAGAGGAUGGCCAAUAAAACUUAAAGGUGUGGUUAGAUGUUUUCUCACUUUUGUGACAUUAAUUUAUCACUGAGUCUCAUUCAACCAAGUAAUCUAAAAUACUGUGCAAAUUCUAGCAGUAUGUCUUCGAUAACUUGGAUGUUAGGAUAGCCAAUAUGUACAAAAAAUUAAAUCAAGUAUUUUGUCCUAUGUAUAACACAAAUUAAUUUUACACAGAGAAAGAUGUUUCUAGGCAAGUGAAAUUCUGGUAAUUCAUACUAUUUCUUUGUAUGAACAAAUAAAAUAUAUUUUGCCAA
Molecule: messenger RNA, 10529 nt
Organism: Homo sapiens (human)
Lineage: Eukaryota; Metazoa; Chordata; Mammalia; Primates; Hominidae
Gene: HS3ST3B1
Product: heparan sulfate-glucosamine 3-sulfotransferase 3B1
Exons: 2
Coding region: 6160-6771 (203 amino acids)
Biological process (GO): heparan sulfate proteoglycan biosynthetic process; branching involved in ureteric bud morphogenesis
Cellular component (GO): Golgi membrane; plasma membrane
Molecular function (GO): [heparan sulfate]-glucosamine 3-sulfotransferase activity; sulfotransferase activity
Source: RefSeq, a predicted model, not a curated record